Molecule: messenger RNA, 671 nt
Organism: Cuscuta campestris
Lineage: Eukaryota; Viridiplantae; Streptophyta; Magnoliopsida; Solanales; Convolvulaceae
Source: the annotation of a GenBank genome assembly
GAAUUGUUUGUCCUCCUUCUAAAAGACAAACUGAAUGAGAUUAUCUAUAAGGCUAGUGUGGCAAAGUUGGAAACAUCUGUUUCCUUGUAUAGUGACAAGUUGGAGUUGAAAGUGCAUGGUUUUAAUGACAAACUCCCAGAUCUUCUACCAAAAGUUUCGGCAGCAACCAAGUCCUCACCCGAAGAUGACCGCUUUUUGGUUAUAUCAAGGAAGAUAUGGAAAGAACUUUGAAGAACACUAACAUGAAGCCCUUGAAUCAUUCGUCAUACUUGAGACUCCAAGUUUUGUGUCAGCAUUUCUGGGAUGUGGAAGAGAAACAAUGCCUAUUACAUAACUUAUGUAUCGCAGAUCUGAAGGCUUUUCUUCUAGAUCUUCUUUCCCAGGAUUCAAUGGCUAAUCAAUCUAAAAUCGAUGACCUUACAAUUGAUGGUAAUACAACCACUAAGAAAAGUCACGAUGAGGAUCGACAGAACAAAGAUGAUGAAGCUGAGAGCGAUGGACUUCAAGAUGUAGACAGUGAUGAGCAUUAAAGCUUUGGGCUAUAUCUUUCAUAUCAAUGCGUAUAUACAUUUAGUUAACUUUGAUUGUUUAUACUUUAGCUUGAAACGCACGCAAAUGAUGAACUAAUUUUGAGAUGUUGGUUUACUUUCUAGUAAAUGGGUUAGUUACGU